Messenger RNA from Conger conger (European conger), 1808 nucleotides. It is a transcript of the gene arl16, whose product is annotated as ADP-ribosylation factor-like 16. NCBI's taxonomy places the organism in Eukaryota, Metazoa, Chordata, Actinopteri, Anguilliformes, Congridae. The transcript is spliced from 5 exons. Bases 387 to 965 code for a protein of 192 amino acids. Gene Ontology annotation, molecular function: GTP binding; GTPase activity. The record is from RefSeq and is a predicted model, not a curated record.
GGAAAGAGUGCUUACAUUUUUAUUCCGGGUCACUUUCUGUUUACCAGCCCUAUCCAUACAAAAUGACCAAUCGUAGACGACAACCCUAUGACUGACUGUUGCGUUGUCAUGGUGGCGGAGGAAGCGUGCAGCUUUACUCCGCUAACGCUAAUGUUAGCAAUACUCUAAAAUCUUAGCAAAUCUAAACAAAUGUUCGCUAAUCUAGCUGUAAUUCAGCGAAAGUGCGGCUUCGUUUAACAAAGCAUCACUGACAGCUAAUAAAAUAUUUAGACUGUCAGAAUUUCACAGGCUAUUUAACUCGCUAUUGGCAGGAUUUUAUAUUGACAGCCUACCUGGGUUGGUAGCUAGCUAAGUUGCCUUGCAUUACAUAGCCUAACGUCAAAUAGAUGCAUUUGUUCUAUUUUAUUUGCAAACGUAAUUCGACGAAUAAAUUAAUUUCCAGGGAAAUGUGUUUGUUGCUUGGAGCCACUGGUGUUGGAAAAACUCUGCUCCUGAAACGGCUACAGAAGCUCAGCUUGCGUGAUGGACCCACGGAUUUAGGCGAACCACCCGCGACGCUGCCCACUGUGGGCACCAACCUGACGGACCUGACCCUGAGGAAGAGGAAGGUGACAGUGAGGGAGCUUGGGGGAUGUAUGGGACCCAUCUGGCCCAGCUACUACACCGACUGCUCCUCUGUCAUAUUCAUGGUGGAUUCUGCAAACAUCCACCAGGUGGCGGCCUCCUGCAUCCAGCUGCUGUCCGUCCUGUCUGCCGAGCCGCUCAGCUCCGCCUCCGUGCUAGUGCUCUUCAACAAAACGGACUUGCCCUGCUCCAUGGGACUCAUGGAGAUGAAGUCACUCUUCAGAAUGGAUGACAUCAUAGCUUCAGCCUCCCAGCCAAUCACUGCACUCGAGCUGAGUGCACGCUCUGGGCAGGGCCUUUUGGAAGUGCUUCACUGGCUGGAUUCCACCCUUAAAGAAUGACAUCAUCCAGUACAAUGACAUCACCUUCCUUCUUGUCAGGAAAUUGUAUCAUCCUUCCAGGAAAGAACAACACUGGCCAUCCUUCUGCCAGAAAGAGUUUUCCCAUGUUCUGUAUGGAAAAUCAAGUCAUGGCCAGGCACAUGUAACACCAAAACGUUUUGCUGCAGCUGCACCCAGAUUACUGGCAACCUGACAUGGCACUGGUAAAUAGUAUGAAUGACUUUGCAUGAGUCUAUGCAAUACAUGCAUUCUUGUCCUGGCCUUGUUGUGACCACAGUAUGUGCUGCACUUCACUUCCAAACCCUGAGCAAAACUCUACCAUAGACGUGUUUAUAUAAGCUCCAAAGCACCUGGAAGUGAGCCUGUACUAUACUUCUGCUGUGUCUGCAAAGUUCUUAUUUUGCAAAGCAGCUUGGUUCAUAAUAGGGUUUCAAUGGGAAGAAAAAUCACAACACAGUAGAGUCUGUUUCCAGUAAGUAAUGAAGUGUAAUAAAUAAGAUGGCCUGUAGGGGCAAGCAUGGAUAACAACUUUUCAGGCUAAACCUGAUGUAUCACACGUCAAGAGUUUCUUGAAAUAUCUCUAAAUAAAGAAAUUAAAUCUAGUUAUCAAAAUUUUCCACAUUAGUAGCAAGUCAACAUGUGCAUUCAUGAGUGCGAUGAUUUCUGAAAGGCUUAUCAAGUAGACUGAGGACAAAUACUAUGGAAUAAUAAGAAAGUAUGUAAAUACACACUAUUUAUUGGUUGAAUUUUUUAAAAAUGGAUAUGUAUACAUUCGGUCAGAGAUUGGUGUUCGACAGGCGACAAACACUAAUUUUCAUACAUUCUCAUACGACUAUGCUUUGA